Messenger RNA from Etheostoma cragini (Arkansas darter), 2095 nucleotides. It is a transcript of the gene aif1l, whose product is annotated as allograft inflammatory factor 1-like. Gene Ontology annotation, biological process: ruffle assembly; actin filament bundle assembly. The coding region runs from base 163 to 603 and encodes 146 amino acids. Gene Ontology annotation, molecular function: calcium ion binding; actin filament binding. NCBI's taxonomy places the organism in Eukaryota, Metazoa, Chordata, Actinopteri, Perciformes, Percidae. Gene Ontology annotation, cellular component: ruffle membrane; actin filament. The transcript has 6 exons. The record is from RefSeq and is a predicted model, not a curated record.
UUUCUCUAAUUGCGUCCGUCUUGAUACCGGUGCCAAUUGUGGCCCACAUUGGCCUAAGCUCUAACGGAGAAUAGAAGUAUCGCCCCGGCGGACAGUCGCGGUAGCCUUCUGGCUCGGAUAUUUAUCAUUUUCUGGAUUUAUACGCCACAGAGCUAUUCCGGGAUGCCUUCAAAUGUACAAGGAGGGAAAACCUUUGGACUGUUAAAGGAGCAGCAAAGGUCAAAAUUGGAAGAAAUAAACAAGGAAUACCUGGAAGACCAGAAAUACAGGGAUGAAGAGGACCUGGCUGACAAAUUGGAAGGUCUCAAAAAUAAAUAUGCUGAGUUUGACCUGAACGACCAAGGAGAAAUUGAUCUCAUGGGUCUAAAGCGGAUGAUGGAGAAGCUGGGGGUGCCCAAGACCCACUUGGAGUUAAAGAAAAUGAUUGUUGAGGUAACCGGCGGCAGCAGCAACACCAUCAACUACAGGGACUUUGUCAAGAUGAUGCUGGGCAAGCGUUCAGCUGUGCUCAAACUAGUCUUGGUAUUUGAGGACAAAGCCAACGGCACUCCCUGCAAACCAGACGGACCCCCCCCUAAGCGGGACAUUGCUAGCCUGCCUUAACUGAAGAUGUCAGCCUCUGGACUGCGAGUGAAGAAGAGGUGGUUGCGUGAAAUUGAGUCGUCUCUUAACGUGAGGAGUGUUGUAUUAGUGUGGGACCAGUGAUUGAGGAUGUAAUUUUGUAAUAUACGGUGCGUGUGCAAGGUGUCAUUUGGAAGACUGAGCCCACAACUCACUAAAUGAUGUUUGACUGUGAAUAUCAUUAUUCAUCGUUUUUCCUUUUAAUUGAAAUGUAGCAUUGGUAGUUGUAAUCUGCUUGAUAAAUUACUUUUUGUAGUAAGCAUUUCAUGGUUAAUUUACUCAAUUUUUUUAAGGGAAGACUCCAAAUUCCCCAGAGGUUGUUUUUCCUUCCUUGUUUCUUCGUUUCAGUUUUGAGACUCGUUCAUUUUAACGUUGCAAUAGUAGAACGCUUUUGGAGAGGCAUAAGGAGAAAAGAAGCAUUUUUCUCAACUCAUUUUUUGCACUGUCCUCAGUGGUCUUGGAUGGAUUCCUGCCAGGCUUAUCUUAGUCAGCGUCUCGCUUUAGAUCAGGUGCCAGAGAUAACAGGCCCGCCCUAUUUCCUCUUGGUCAGAGCCUUUUGAGCUGGAACACUGAUCUGGAGUCAGUAACUAGGUUGUCAUGGCCGCUUCAUUGUCUGAAAAACAUUUUUUGUAGAUGACUUCUUUGCUGUGUUUGUUACAUUCCCUCACUAGUUGACAGAAGAAUAGAUCAUGUUGACCGUGGGACUUUCAGUUUCAGUAUGUGGCUUAAAGAACAGCAACUCUGUUUUUAGAUCUGUAAGGUGAAGCACAUGUUAAUUUUGGAAGGAGUGUGAUUUACAGGCACACAAGCAUAACAAAUGUACAUAAUAUACUACACACAGUACAAUCAUAUCCUUUCCAAGUGCCUCAACAUGCAGAUACUGUAGAGCCAAAACACAGAUUAACAAAGGAAGUGCACAGAAGUGUUCAGUUCCUCUUAGCUUACUAAUUACAGGAAAAUGGGAAAUAAUGUUCUUUGUUAUGUCAGUUUUGGUGAUGUUUGUUGAAUUUUAUUGAUAUGGCGUUUCCAAUACAUUCUGAGUGAGUGAUGUUCACGAGUGGUGGAUUUUUUUUAAAUGUUGUUUUUUUCCCCUUUUCUUACCAUGACUUGUUUAUGUCACAGCAAGCGUUUAACUUGUUUGUUGGGUGAUUUGACUGUUCAGGUUACCAUAUAUUUCAUUAAUGUGUUAAUAGUUUGUGUUGGAUUCAGUUUUCUCCCUUGCGUUUCUUUACAUCAUCUCCCUCUCUGUUGAAGCGUUCAUUGUCCUGUGAAUUCUGUAAUUUGUGCCUCCGUGUUCCUGUAACUCACGCUACUCAUUGUGAAUUUGGCACUCGUAUUUUUAACCCACUUAACACAUGUUAAACUGUUAUUUUUUUUAGUCUGAUAGUUAUAUUACAUCUUUUAAUGUUGUUAAGAUGCACAUUGUUUGCAGACACCAAAGGAAUUAAAAAUAAUUCUUACACUUGCCUGUUAA